Ochotona curzoniae (black-lipped pika) is the source of this 852-nucleotide messenger RNA. RefSeq names its product telomere length and silencing protein 1 homolog. The transcript has a single exon. The record is from RefSeq and is a predicted model, not a curated record. NCBI's taxonomy places the organism in Eukaryota, Metazoa, Chordata, Mammalia, Lagomorpha, Ochotonidae. Gene Ontology annotation, cellular component: spliceosomal complex. Bases 1 to 852 code for a protein of 283 amino acids. Gene Ontology annotation, biological process: mRNA splicing, via spliceosome.
AUGACUUUCCGCCGGCGUCGAGUUGACUCGGAGUCGGAUGAAGAAGAGCAGGACUCAGAGGAGGUUUGGUUGAAACUUGAGGAGACCCGAGAGGUGCAGAAUUUGAGGAAGAGGCCCAAGGGCGUGAGUGCUGCUGCUCUGCUGGUGGGAGAGAAGGUGCAAGAGGAGAACACACUGGUGGAUGACCCCUUCAAGAUGAAGACCAGCAGAAUGGUGGACAUGAAGAAGCUGAAGGAAAGGGGCAAGGAGAUCAGCGAGGAGGAAGACCAGUACCUGGGCACGUCAUUCUUGGCAGAGACCAACCGCAGGGACGAGGAUGCCGACAUGAUGAAGUACAUAGAGACAGAGCUCAAGAAGCGGAAGGGCAUCGUGGAGCACGAGGACCAGAAGGUGAAGGUCAAGAACGCCGAGGACUUCCUCUAUGAGCUGCCCAAGAACAUCCGUGUGGCCUCGGCCAAGAGGACCGAGGAGAUGCUGUCCAACCAGAUGCUCAGCGGCAUCCCCGAGGUGGACCUGGGCAUUGACGUUAAGAUCAAGAACAUCAUCUCCACGGAGGACGCCAAGGCUCGCCUGCUGGCUGAGCAGCAGAACAAGAAAAAGGACAGUGAGAUGUCCUUUGUGCCCACCAACUUGGCAGUCAACUACGUGCAGCACAACCGCUUUUAUCACGAGGAGCUCAAUGCUCCCAUCCGGAGAAACAAGGAGGAGUCCAAAGCCCGGCCCUUGAGAGUGGGGGACACAGACAAGCUGGAGCCUGAGCGCUCCCCUCCUAACCGCAAGCGUCCUGCCAACGAGAAGGCCAGGGAUGACUACCACUAUGAAAAGUUCAAGAAGAAGCACAGACGGUACUGA